Molecule: messenger RNA, 5627 nt
Organism: Lymnaea stagnalis (great pond snail)
Lineage: Eukaryota; Metazoa; Mollusca; Gastropoda; Lymnaeidae
Source: the annotation of a GenBank genome assembly
UGGAACCUAUGAAAUAUCGCUACGCCGUAUAUUUAAAAGCUAAAUAUGUUUAUUUAUUUUUAGUUUUGUUUUUUUUUUUAAUUUUUGUACAAACUUUUGGUCAAUCUGGCAUUUAUUUGUUAUAUGACUUUGAGAGAAUAUCUGGCAAUAGGAAACACAUGUUCUCAAACAUGGCGACUUUCUUGAUUCGACCUUUCUUAGGUGCUUCUACUAAAAACGCAACAAAGAAGUCUCCUUUAAUUUUUAAGUAUGCCAAGCGCAUAGUUGAAACACCGACAGAAAGUUUUUCUACAUGUACCAGACUUCUUGCAGCCCCACCAGCAGCAAGUAAGAAAGUAUUCGUUAGAGAUAAGCCACAUCUUAACAUUGGAACAAUAGGUCAUGUGGAUCACGGAAAAACAACUCUAACAGCGGCGAUUACCAAAGUGCUUGCAGGAGAAAACAAAGCUGCUUUUAAAGCGUAUAGUGACAUUGACAAUGCACCAGAAGAAAGAAAGAGGGGUAUCACUAUUAAUGCAGCAACGGUUGAAUAUGAAACUGAAGCACGCCAUUAUGGCCAUGUUGACUGUCCUGGACAUGCGGAUUACAUAAAAAAUAUGAUUACAGGUACAACCCAAAUGGAUGGUGCUAUUCUUGUUGUUGCUGCAACUGAUGGAACAAUGCCACAGACACGAGAGCAUCUGUUGCUUUCAAAACAAAUAGGCAUUAAGAGACUUGUAAUAUUUAUAAAUAAAGCAGAUGCUGCAGACAAGGAAAUGCAAGAGUUAGUUGAGAUGGAAAUACGAGAGCUAUUGACAGAGUUUGGCUACAAUGGUGAUGAAACACCUAUCAUAAUUGGAUCUGCAUUAAAAGCACUUGAAGGUACAGAUCCUGAUCUGGGUGAAAACAAAAUAAAAGAACUUUUAAAAGCUAUAGAUACUUACAUAGAAACCCCAGUUCGUGAUUUAGACAAACCUUUUUUCAUGCCCAUCGAUGGCUGUUAUAGUAUUCCUGGAAGAGGUACUGUUAUUUCAGGAAGAAUAGAAAGAGGUGUUGUUAAGAAAGGAGAUGAUUGUGAAAUUAUGGGGUAUGAUAAAAAAUGGAAAACCAAUAUCACUGGAAUUGAAAUGUUCAAGAAAAGUCUUGAGAGAGGAGAAGCUGGUGAUCAGCUAGGAGCACUUAUCAAAGGUGUGAAAAGAGAAGAAAUGAGAAGAGGCCUCUGUGUGGGGAAGCCAGGAACAAUGACUAUGCAUAACCACUUUGAAGCUCAAAUAUAUUUGCUUUCAAAGGUAGGCAUUAGCUUCCUUAUAUAUAUUUCAAUUUAAUUUACGAAGUGUCUACACGUCCGCGCGCCGGACAAAUAGUGCGCAAUAUAUACGUCCGGCGGCAUGUCACGUGACCACCGGACGGCUAGUAGUUUUUAUAAUUCCGAACGAAGCGCAGUUUGGUAGAUCUAGUGUGGUCUUGUGGUAGAGUGGUCGCUUGACGAUGUUAUUGUUUGAGGAUCAAUGCCGGGGAUAGGAUAGUUUCUUUUUUUCUUCCCAUUUUAAUUAAAAAUAUUUUAUACUAUAUUUAUAUUAUCAUGUUCAUCAGCAACAGUAGUUUCAUGUGAAGUUUUUAAAUAUUUUGUAGCAAUUUAAACAAUUUAAAAUGAAAUCUUUUACUUUUUUUGGUUGCCUACUCCACACUGGCCCCUAAUUUAUUUUAUGGAUUACUGGUACACAAACUCAAAUAACAAACUAAACAAAAAUGUUUACAAGCCACUUUCACUUAAGUUUUUUUCUAUUAUUUGCAUUCAAGAUACGCAGUACAUUACUUGGUAGAGAAAUAGAUUUUAGAAUUAAAAAUAGUUUUGAAUCAUUCGCAGUCAACGUGACAAGGCUGACCGACAAAAUAUCUCUCGCCACUUUGUUACGGUGGUCAUGUGACUUGGUCGCCGGACAAAUGGUGCGGGAGAUAUACGUCCGGCGCGCCGGACGUGUAGACACUGCCUUUAAUUUAACCUUCUAAAAUUUCGUAUUUAUUAACUCCUUCCCAACAAUAAUUGCAACUGAAUGCAUCAUUCAUGAUUAAGUGAUUCAUCCUGGGACCAUGGACGCACCUCAUUUUUAUUUUAAAUAGCAACAAAAUCUUGCAUACCUUGAGACUUCGGGUAGUGAUGGUGUGAUUUUUAUUAAUUUCUGGAUGCGUUUAUCCUUAAUUGAUAAAUAUAUUAAUUAAUAUUUAGCAGCAUACAUUUGUUUUUUACAAAUGGAAAUCAGUUACAAAACAGAGUUACUUUCCUCUCUCGGGUAUAUAAAUCAAGUAAGGAAGUAGCAUAAAGAUAAUCAAAAAGGGCUUACAUACAGUAUGGGGCCAUCCAUAUAUUUAUGCGCCAAGCUUUUGGAGAUAGUGCCUACUGGUGUAUGGGGGUGUGAGGUCAUCCUCCGCAAAAAAAUAGUACAUUAAUGCAAUAAUUCUGCAAUAACUUUACUAAUUUUCUGACAGUCUCUGAAUCAUAUCUCUAAUAAAGCUGAUUGUCGCAAAAAAAUGAAAUCUAUGAUUUCUAAUUACGUUCAUCAAGGCCAUUAAAGUAUCACUGCAAAAUUUUUUAGUUAUCAUCAACCUACAGCUUUGUGUUUUCUCAAAUAACUCAUUCAAUAUCAAACGACAAUCUUUAGCCCAUUGACUCACUAGUCUAUAGCAGUGACAGUGUUUCCCAAACUUAAGUUUGGUGGACUGGUGAACAAGUUUUAAAAUGCACCAGAGAUCAGUGCCAGAUUUAUUAUUUUUUCUUUUUAUUUGACCAUGAAUACAAUUUUUGUGGACGGUCUGCAACUUAAGUAUACAGUAUACAGGCUCAUGGUCAGCGGACACUUAGGUAAACACUGGUCUCCAUGUAUGUGUCUUAAUUUGUGAAAAAAUUAUUUAUUUCGGCUAAACCACUCGGCUGCACUUUCCCAAGAAAAUGGAAACAACCCACAAACAACAGACCUGUUUACCCUCAAACUCUUGAAAUUGUUCAAUAUGAUAAAAAAUCGUUCAAUACCUUAUAUUUAUUCAUAAAAAAUAAACAUACAGUAUAUAUAAUGUAUACCCCUCAAAAUCGUACAAUGUACGCCAAAAUCGUAAGAGUAAACAGGUCUUAAACAAUUACAGAAUUUAACCAUAUUUUUUGUCAACACUUGAGCACCUGAAACGUUUCAGUGUCAGUGGGAAAACUAAAAUAACUGAGAUUUCCAGCCUGCCUUUUCUUGCUAUUUAGAUUCACAAUUGUGGGAUAAAACUUAAAAUAAGUGAGAUAUGUUUGUAUUGCCAUCGCAAUAUAACAAAGCAUAUAGUCAAUUAAAUAAAAAUUCUGUUUUCACAUUACAGUUACACCCACACCUCUAAGAUAUAUCACUAGUACCAGUAAUAUUUAGUCCACCAUUCAUAUCUGUAUGUUUUUGUGCAUGACACAUAAUUAUUUUGUUAGGUUAUGCCAAUGGUCCCUUACAUUUUUCUAUUCUCUGUGCCCAUGCCAAUUCAUGUUUUUCCUAGGGGCCUUAUGUUAAAUUCUGACAUGUACACUUAAAAAUGCAAAUACAUUUUAAACUAAUUAAAGGGUCGGUUGGAGAUAGACAAAAUGCAUAUGUAGGUCACUAAGUGCCAUUUAGUUAAUAUAUUUGUAGGAGGUUCUGUAAACCAGCCUUUUCCAAACUUUUAAGUUUGGCGGACCGGUGGCCACGUUUUGAAAUUGCACCAGGGACCGGUGCCAGUGCCAGGUUUUAUUAAUUACAUUUUCUUUUUAUUCGACCAUGAAUAUUCAUGUUGUGUGGACAGACGCCGGUCCGCAGACCAUCAUUUGAGAAACACUGCUGUAAACAGUAAGGGGUCAUUCAUUACCAGUACUCAAGUGAGUUACUGGUUUGCAUCAGGUCCGCGAGAUGUCAUGUCCUCUAACAUUGGAUUGAAAGUGGAAAUACAUUAUCAUAUUAAGCAGUUUUGGCAAUGGCUCUGAUGAAUCAACUGCUUGUGGAGAAAACUAGUGAAAAAUUUGUGACAUGGUUAACGUUGAUAUCAUAAUUGUCUAUAAAUAGAUAAUUUAUUUUUGAGAUGGGGCUUCCAAAAAAAUUAUGGAUUUAACAGGGGGGGGGGGGGAGUUUGACUAUUUUGCUUGCAUAAUACAUUCAGCUGUUGUUUUUGAAAUAUUUAUUGUAUUUAAUUCUAACCAAUAUAAUUAAUCAUUCUAACAAUAUUAGUAUUAGUAACAAGAUAUUUGUUUUUUAUGCCAUCAUAACUUUAGUUACUGGUUAGUACUUAAAAUUUAUUUUCCAUUUUAUACUUACUAGGAUGAAGGUGGUAAAAAUAAGCCUGUGACACCUUUUGCCCAAGUCAUCACAUUCUGUAAUACAUGGUCUCAGCCUGCUCUUCUUGAGAUUCCAGACAAAGACCUGUUGAUGCCUGGAGAAGAUGGAAAACUUGUUUUCAAUAUGUAUAAGAAGAUGGUUUUGGAGAAGAAUCAACGAUUUACUGUCCGCGAUGGCCAGGUUACCCUUGGCUAUGGUGUCAUAAGUAACAUUCUACCUGAUCGUGAUCCAGAGGAAUUAGAUAAAACACGAAAAGCUAUUAAGAAACAAAGAAAAGCUGCAGAAGAAGCAGCUGCAGAAUGAUCAAUAUUUUCAUAGCUAUGGGACCAUCCAUAAAGUAUGUCAAACUCUGGAGGGGGUCUAAGAAAGUGUGACAAUUUGUGAGGGAUGGGGGUACUAAAACCUGAAAUUGACAGUGCUGUUUAACUUUCUUUUUUCACUAAUUUUUUAUUUUUAAAAAAAAUUUUUAGUUAGAAGUGUGACAUACUUUAGGGGAAGGGUGUGAAAUUUGUGACAGGUGGGGGAGGAGGAGGUGAAAAUUUUCCAAAUAUAGCAUGACAUACUUUAUGGAUGGCCCCUUACUCAUAUUAUUUUUUAUAUCAUAGGUCCUUACUCGUAAAUGUUAUAAAUAAUUCCUUUAAAAAAAUAAUUUAUAUAUCAUUAUGAAAGCAACUCAAGCACUGCUCUAUUCGAAAGUUGAUUUGGAAAGAAUUUUAAUAUUCAUUAUGUAUAGGCUAUGUAAAAGAUCUUGAGUUGUUGAAUUAAAGCAAAUAUAUUUUAAUUACCCUGUACCAGAAUUUCAUUUAGAAACAUUUUCAUCCAAAAAAGCAAAAUUUUUCUGCAUUUUAAUAUAUUUAUUUGUUGAGAUGUCGAAAUUGUAUUAUUGUUGGGUUUUAGUUAAAUGUUAAUGGCUAAGAGUAAGAGUGUAUGCACUUCGGUACCAUACGAAUAUUGUUUGGCUAAGAUGUUACGGUAAUACCAUUAUAUGUAAAAGCAUCUUGUUUCAAUAAAUGUGGUCAACUCAAAUUACAUCCUUUUUUAUUCUCAGAUUGAAAUAAAAUAAAUAAUUCAGCCUUGUUUUAUCGAAUGAAUUUUUUUCAGUUUUGUUAAAACACUUCUUUCAUGAUCCGAUGCACAAGAUGUUUUUUUUUAAUCAUUGGUGUAAAACAAACAUGUAGUUUUUGAAGUUUUACACUUACAACUACGAUGAUUAUGUCCAAUGUUUUCCAUUAUGUAUUAAUUAAGACUAAGAUAAGACCACUUAAUCCCAGUCUACGCUUGUUCAUUAUUGUAACAGUUCUCUAUUAUUCAAUUGGUCUA